Messenger RNA from Microplitis demolitor, 2843 nucleotides. RefSeq lists its product as uncharacterized. The coding region runs from base 324 to 2843 and encodes 839 amino acids. NCBI's taxonomy places the organism in Eukaryota, Metazoa, Arthropoda, Insecta, Hymenoptera, Braconidae. The transcript is spliced from 12 exons. Gene Ontology annotation, molecular function: N-acetyltransferase activity; protein binding. The record is from RefSeq and is a predicted model, not a curated record.
GGAUUCAGAAAUGUACAUAAUCUGGUUCAUCAUUCUCUAAUCUUUCGUUCAUUUAUUUUAUCUUGGACACAUCUAGUUUACUCUCCAAAGUUAAUUUUUUAACAAACCACUGUAAUUGUUUAAUGACACGAAGAUAUAGAUAUCCUAACAAUAAAGUGUUUGUCCCACCACCAACACCUAACAUUGCUUUCCUAUCCCCCCACUAUUCAUUUCAGAUACACUCUUUCGUUGGGACAAUUUUACUUACAGUUCAACCGCCGUAUGAGAUUAUUCCAUAAAUUAUAUCAUUGAGUAACGAGUUCAGGUUUUUUUUUCUUAUUGUAAUGGAUGAAUUAAAAAUUCGUGAAACACGGCGAGAAGAUUGUCAUGCACUUAGAGCUCUAAUUCAAAAACUAGCAGAUUUUGAAAAAAUGCCUGAUGGCCCAAAACUUGAUGCAAAAGACUUAGAAAGAGAUGGAUUUGGAAAGUAUCCAUUAUUUCACUCGUUUGUUGCUGAAAUUGAUAAUCAAUUAGUGGGAUAUACAAUAUAUUAUUAUACUUUCUCUACUUGGCGAGGCAAAUCAAUGUUUUUGGAUGAACUUUAUGUUUUGCCUUCCUAUCAGAAGAAACAUAUCGGCAGUUUACUUUUCGAAGCAGUUGUAAAGAAAGCUUCGGAUAGUGGGUGCUGUCGAUUGGAUUUUACUGUUUUAAAUUGGAACCCUGCAGUUGAUUUUUACAAAUUAAAAGGUGUCAUUGAUAUUACAGAAAGUGACAAAUGGCAUUUGUAUCGAUUGGAUGCGGAUGGCAUGAAGAAACUUUUAAAACUGGAGAAAGAAAACAGAAUGAAACACACAUUGCAAAACAAAUGGAGUUGUUAUGCGCUCGAUAGUUAUCUUUGGGAUGAAUAUAAUGCCCCAAUAAUCAAAAUAGCAAAAUUAUCAUUGAUUGAUUUAAAUGAAUGUGAACGCCGAGGAAUUUUGUCUGAUCAAAUAAUUGGAGCGUGUUCCAGUUUUUUUACAGUUCCUACAACCCAUCGUUAUAUUACAACUAAAUGUGAUUUAACAAAAUUGAAUUUGAUAGACAUCGCUGCUCUUCGAAAAUAUCAUUAUCUACAAUAUAUAGAUUUAACGCACAACAAUUUAUCAGAUUUAUCACCAUUAAGUGAAGUUCCUUGUCUGCUAUAUUUAAACGCAUCACACAAUAAUCUUGAAGACAUUUCAAAGUUUAGACCACCACGAUAUUUAACUUAUUUAAAUUUAUCUUACAAUAAUAUUACAUCGAUGAAAAGUUUAGAAGAUUUCUGGAGUAUUAUCAGUUUAGAUCUUUCGCAUAACUUUAUUAAGAAAAUUUCAAAACUGCAUAAUCUUAGAUAUUUAAAAUAUUUGAAUCUCUCGUACAAUGCCAUUGAGUAUGUUCAAAACUUGGAAUACUUGAAUAUUCAAGAAUUGAAUUUAGAGUUUAAUUGUGUGAAAAAAUUUAUAUUUACUGAUUUAGAUAAAAGGAAGAAUGCAUUUAUAAAUUUAAAAACUUUAUUAAUGGGUCAUAAUAAUAUAUCAUCUUUGAAAUUUUUUCGAAAUAUAUAUUGUUUGCGUCUUGUUGAUUUGAACUCCAACAAAAUAGUAGAUUUAAUGGAAAUAUCUCAUUUAAGUAGUUUAGUCUACGAAAUAGACUUGAGAGAUAAUCCAUGUACUAAGUGGCCAAACUACAAGGAAGUUGUUAUAUUUUCAAUGCCUAGUGUAAUUUUUAUUGAUGGGAUCGAAGUAACAGAUUCAGAAAGGGUUUCUGCAGCUAUUACAUUCAACCCACCGACAAAAUUAUUAGCAUCUCGUGGGCUUACUCAACUUACUUUAUUAGAACAAUUGAAUGUACCGAAAAUUGAUAACAGUGUAAUUUCUUAUGACGAACAGAACCCACCUUUGAUAAUACUUAAUGGACCAUCGGCUGUAAAAAAAUUAGCGUUAGGUCUGCACAUAUCAUCAGAAAAAUUUAAUAAAGUAAACUACUGUCGUAGCCAUACAACAAGAAAAAUUUCUAAUUAUGACAAUGAGAAGAAAGCCUAUUAUUUUGUUGAUAGAGAAGAAUUCAAUAGUAUAGCUCGAAAUGGAGAGUUUUUAACUAUCGAAGAACUUGUAGGUGAUAGUUAUGGAUUCCAUAGAAAUGAAAUUGCUGAAUUAAAAAAAAAAAACAAAAUUGGCAUUACACAGAUGGAUUUGUUAGCAGCAAUUCAAAUGAAAAUUCGAUGUCCACAAGUAAAAUUAAUACUGGUCCUUACUAAAAAUGAGGAGAUUCAUCGACAAUGGAUUGAAGAUAAAUUUCGAAUUUUUGAAUGGAUUAAAGACAGUAUUGAAAAUUUAUGGGCGUUGACAGCUAACAAACAGCAAUAUGUUAGCAAUGCAUGUUCGACAGCUAAUAAGAAUAAUGUCAUAUCGACUCUUAUCGAUGACAUUAAACGAGUUAAAAUGCAAAGUCAAGAAUGUUCUCAAAAAAAAGCUGCUGCAUCAUCUGGAGAAAAAUUCAAGUCUACUAAUAAUUCGUUCGAUAGAUCAUUACAAACCUACGAUAACAUUAAAGACCCUAAGAACCUUAUGAAUGAUUAUGUUGAGAGUAUUAUAAAUUCAAGACAAAUAUAUCUUGAUCAACAUUUAAAUAACCCAGGAUUUUAUUCAUUAGUGUUAUAUUCAGAUGAUUUCGAUAGGGCUGUUAAAUCAUUGAAACAUUUUAUUAAUGGUCAAUUCAGGCAUUUUUCAUUUGGGGAACCACGUCAGAGACCUGAAAUUGAUCACAUGAAACAUUUUACUUCUUCUACUACAAUUGAUGAAAUAAUUAACGAAUUAAGAAGAACGAAGAAAUUUAUGAAUAAUUAA